GUUAUUUAAAGGGCCAGGAUGAAACAGUCUCCACUCCUCUUUCACCAUGCGGGGUCUGCUUGUUUGCUGCUUUGUGGCUUUGGCUGCAAGCCAAAACCUACGAUAUGAUAUCUCCCUGAAUCCAAAGAAAACCUAUGAGUACAAAUACGAAGGAGAAGUGAACUUUGGACUUGGCAAGCCAAAUCUGGCAGAGUCCGGGGUGCGAAUCAUCUGCAAGGCCACGAUCAAAGGUGUCUCUGAACAAACAUUCCUGCUUCAGGUCUCAGAGUUGUCAUUUGCUGAGUAUAACGGACUUGCAGACGAAAAUGGCUACAAUCCUUCCCCAAAAGUUAUUAAACGUCUUGCUGCUGAGCUUGCCAAACCAUUCAUUUUUGAGCAUGCCAAUGGACAUGUUGGUGACAUUCGCGCAUCUGCAGAGGUUUCCACAGCAGUUGUCAACAUUGUUAGAGGGAUACUUGGUUUUUUCCAAGUGACUGUGAAGACAACACAGAACAUCUAUGAGCUGGAAGAGACUGGAAUCCAUGGCAAGUGUCAGAGUAACUACGCUAUUGAAGAAAAUGAGGAAACAAAGGACUGGGUCAUUACUCAGGUUGUGGAUGUGAAUAACUGCAAGGAAAAGGCAGCAAUGUACAGAGGAAUGGCAACUUCUGUGGUGGAUAAACUUUCCAAAGAGAGAGGAGACUCUGUCAUUUCAAUCAUGAGAUAUAAUUACACCAUCAAACCAACAGCAGAGGGAGGUCUCAUCACCAGAGCUCACGGGCUAGAGCGACAGCACUUCAGUCCCUUCAAUGUGAAGGGUGGGAGUUUCAAGAUGCAAGCAAUGAAGAACUUGAUCCUGCUGAGUGUGAGCGAUUUGGCUAGAGCAAGCACUUAUGGCCCAUUGGAAAGCAAAGGCAAUAUUGUUUACAAGUUUGAGGAUGAAGAUAUUAAUAUUCCAAUCCUGAUGCAGAACCUGGAUAACCCAGUACCAAAGGCUAUUGAAUUGAUCAAGCGGUUGGCUGAGGCAAAUAGUGAAAGCAUUGACAGUAACACCACUGAGGACUCUAUUAAGGUGUACCAGCUCAUGAGAGUCAUUCCUUAUGAAGGACUCGAAAGCAUGUGGAAGCAACUAGCAGACAAUCCCAUGUACAGGCGAUGGAUUUUGGACUGCACCGUUGAAGUUGGUGAUGCCAAAGUACUGAACUUCUUGGAGGCCAGGUUUAAGGAAAAAGAUUUGACUCCUGUUGAAGCUUGGCAAACCCUCUUGCUGGCCUUUCAUCAUGUUGAAGUCACUCCUGAGCUUGUUGAGAUGGCAAAAGUGUUCCUGAAACUGCCCUUCAGUAGAUCAAACACUUAUCUGUGGCAGACGGUGGCACUUUCCUAUGGCUCUCUAGUGAAUAAAUACUGUGCAAGUUAUACACCAUGUCCAGUAACUGCUGUGCAGCCCCUGCUGGACAUGGCAACAGAGGCUCUGAGGAGUGGGAACAAAGAGGAAAUGGUUGUCGCUCUGAAAGCUCUGGGCAACGCUGGGCACCCUGGGAGCAUGAAAACCAUCAUGCGUUACCUUCCUGGAGUGGCUGCCACUCCAGUGGAUCUGCCUCUUUGGGUUCAGAGUGCAGCUGUCAAUGCUAUGAGACUGAUUACCACCAGAGAUCCUCACAAGGUCCAAGAAGUCACCAUGGCCCUGUUCCUGCAGAAAGACCUUCCUUCUGAGAUUCGCAUGCUGGCCUUCAGGAUCCUUUUUGACACUAAGCCUUCGAUGGCUCUUGUGUCGGCAGUGACAGCUCAUCUGCUGGAAGAAAGAGACCUUCAGGUUGCUAGUUUUGCAUACUCUUACUUGGAAGGUUUUGCCAAAUCCAGGACUCCAGACAAUCACUACCUCUCGAUUGCCUCUAGUUUGGCUGUGAAAAUUCUUGCCCCAAGACUUGGCCGUCUCAGCUACUACCACAGCAAAGCAAAGCACGUUGACUGGUUUGACGAUGGGUGGCUAGCCGGCUUGUCAUCAGAAUUUUUCAUGCUAAGAAAUGUGAACAACAUCAUUCCCUCUGAGAUAAUGGCAAAAGAUAAACUUCACUUCAUUGGUAGGAUUAUCGAGCUCAUGGAGUUGGGUAUCCGUGCAGAGGGAAUAAAGGAUCUGUUUGGAGCUGGCAUUCCUGGAUUUAAAGGAGACUUUAGUAUGAAUGAUCUUAUGGCUAUUUUCAGUGUGCUUCAAAAGUGGGAGACUAUGGAAGAUGACAAGCCAGUGCUUUCAGUUUAUUCACGUGUCUCAGGGCAAGAGUGGUUCUUCGCCGACAUGAGCAAAGAGACUAUUCGGAAUAUCAUCACAGCCUUGAGUCCCGCUUCAUGGAAAUCAAGCCCUCUGCAGGCUAUGAUUGAGAGCUUACAGAGAGGAAUCUCAUGGGACUUCACACGGCCAUUUUUGAUCUGGGAGGCUCGGUACAUUCAGGCUACAACCCUGGGUCUUCCAGUGGAGAUCAGCAAAUAUUACAACUCCAUCACUGCAAUCAAUUUUAAUGCUAAAGUUGCAGUUAACCCUCCACCUACUGAAAGCCUUCUACAGCUUUUGAACUCUGAAAUGAUACUGGAGACAGAUGGAUUUGCUGGUGUCACCAAAGACUUUUGGGUUUUCUACGGGAUCAACACAAAGCUCUUCCAGAGUGGCUCGGAGUUAAAGACUAAGAAUCCCACUGCUGUUCCAUGGAAGUUAUCUGCCAAGAUAAACAUACCGGAAAUGAAAUUUGAGCUAGACUUUCCCCCUUGCAAAGAGGAGCUACAACUUUUUUCAAUUAGGUCAGAUUUGUUUGCAGUGUCCAGGAACAUUGAAGAGCCAGAUUCGGCCAAAAUGACCUCGAUAAUACCCCCAUCUGAUGACCCCAGGGAUGACGUCCUGAAACCCAACACGUGGCAUCCUUCUUCCAGAAUCUGCUAUAAGUGCCCCGUCUCUGGAAUGGGUCUCUGCAUGGAGUACGAACUGAAGAGACAGUAUUAUUAUGAGGAAUAUCCCUUGUACUAUGUCCUUGGAUACAGCAACAUGGCAUUGAAAAUGGUUCCAGCCCAGACAAUGAAAGCUGUUGACAAAAUCCACUUUGAGCUUGACGCUGGUCCCAGCAGACAUCCAGAGAGUGCGCACCAACUGCUCGCGACUCUGAGGCUUUCCAAGGCCCAGAACUCAACAACUGAAGCUGUCUUGAACUUCAAAGCUUUUGCCAUUAGUGAGAACCAGAAGCCUGAGGGUUACGAAGCAGCUAUGUACUAUACACCCGAGGCAAGCAUUCAAAAUGCCCAGCUAAUUGUGUCCCAAGUCGGAGCAAACACCAACUGGAAGAUGUGUGUCGAUACCAGGCUGGAUGCAGAGGCAAAGGUACAUGUUAGAUGGGGCGCUGAGUGUCAGACCUAUGACGUGUCCAUGAAAGCCAGUGCUGCAUAUCUCAACGGUUCCAAGCCAGAAGUCAAGGCCAAAGUGCAAUGGAACAGCGUUUCAGAAUACAUGGCUGAGAUUGGCAGAAGAAUUGAACGCUACAUCCCUGGUAUGGCGUUCCUUUAUGGAUUCUCCCAGGAAAAUGAGAGAAAUCCAGAGAAGGAAGUGUCUGCAACAGUCGUUGCUGCCUGGACAGACAGCAUUGAUGUGAAGAUUAAACUCCCCGAGUAUACAGUGUACAGCCGGGCUAUGUCGUUUCCAGUCCCAUGGAGUAGCCAGUGGCCUCAUAACACGACAAACUCAACAUUAUAUUGAAUUUACACAAGCAUAAAAACAUAUUCUGUUUUUGUUGCAGAAAAACUGCAGAACCCAGAUGGCAGCCAGAUGUCUGAUGUGCCACUGUGGACAAACAACGUCAGCCAAUAUGCAAUGAAAGCCAGCAUCCUAAAGCGUAUUAUCAGUCCGUCAGAUGUCACCGGUUUUUAAAUGAUCAACUGGGGUUUGGAUUACAGAGCACGUUAGUGAAGAAUAUUGGUGUAAAUGUUUUCCUGUGAGUACAUACAUUGUACUCGAUCUAGAAAAUAAAGUUACUAAUAAAAAAAACAUAGAGCAACAA
Fundulus heteroclitus (mummichog) is the source of this 4013-nucleotide messenger RNA. It is a transcript of the gene vtg3, whose product is annotated as vitellogenin 3, phosvitinless. Gene Ontology annotation, molecular function: lipid carrier activity. The record is from RefSeq and is a predicted model, not a curated record. The transcript has 27 exons. Lineage: Eukaryota; Metazoa; Chordata; Actinopteri; Cyprinodontiformes; Fundulidae. Gene Ontology annotation, biological process: lipid transport. The coding region runs from base 47 to 3712 and encodes 1221 amino acids.